AUGUCUAAUGAAGUGGACCACUGUACCACUAAGUACUUAGACAAUGAGCUGAAUGCGCUAAAGCCUCUAGCAGUAUGUAGCUCGUCAGCAGAAAGUACAGCCAAGAAAAAAGGUAAGGAUGAUAAUAGGGCUGGUUCUGGCUGGUUUGUUUCGGCGUUUCUUGUUGUCAACACCACAUUGGGAGCUGGGAUUUUAAACUUUCCCAUGGCGUAUCAUCAAGCUGGUGGAAUCUUUACGGCAGUCAUCGUACAAACAGUUUUGGUGUUUUUUGUUGUUGUAGCGAUCUACAUCAUCUGUUACUGUUCUGACAUCAAGGGAAGCAACACCUACCAAGACGUGGUUCUCUCCAUCUGUGGCCCUAAAGCCCAGCUGGCUUGUGCAAUCAGUAUAGCCAUCUCCAGUUUCUGCAUUUGCAUAACUUUUCUAAUUAUAAUUAGUGAUCAAUGGGAAAUAAUUUUCCUGAAUGUUUCAUACAAUCACUAUUGUAACUCCAGUCCAUUCUACAUGUCAAGAGCUUUUAUUAUAACAGUCACAUCUAUAGCCUUCAUACUUCCGUUAUGUUUUCCUAAAAGAAUUGACUUUUUGAGAUAUGCCAGCAUUAUUGGCGUUAUAGGUAUCCUGUAUGUAGUGGCACUUGUGACCGUCAAAUAUUUUCUACCUCAUGAUAAUCAAGGAAUUAUUGCCACUCGACCAAAGUCAUGGGUCGAUGUAUUUCUUGUCGUCCCAGAAAUUUGUUUUUCUUAUGAGUGUCAUGUCUGUAUCGUCCCCAUUUACUCCUGUAUGGCCAAGCGUAACAUGAGAGAGUUCUCUAAAACAGUAACACUUGCCAUGAUAUUGUGUAUUAUAACUUACACAGGCAUAGCAUCUCUUGGAUAUCUUCAGUUUGGUGACUUAGUCACACAUGACAUACUGCUGUCGUUUAACCCAACAGCCGAGAUUAUGGUGGCUGUAGUUCUUGUUGCAGUGAAGACAUACACCACAUAUCCUAUAUUUUGUUUUCUGGGAAAGUCCGCAUUCGACACAGUGUGGGGAAUGUUCUGGAAAAUGACCCCAGAAGAAAUUUUACACAGAGAAAAGACGAGACGCAUAAUAACCACAUUGGUGUGGUUCACCUUGACCCUGCUACUGUCCAUCUUCAUUCCUAAUAUAGGCGUUGCCAUAGAGAUCAUCGGUGCUUUUCUGGCAGUAUUUAUUUUCGUAUUUCCAGGUUUAUGUUUGUUGAAGACUAUGCAGAAUAGAAUUGAAACAGGAGAGAAACAGCCCAAGACAGUUCACGUAAUGAAGGGAAUAGCCAUCGCCUUUCUCAUUGUUGGUGUGUUUAUCUUUGGACUGACGUUGUCGCAAUCUAUAAUGAAAGACAUUCGUGGUGUCAAGCGUGACUCGUCUAUAUUCACGUGCAGAUAG
Messenger RNA from Physella acuta, 1404 nucleotides. Its product is annotated as sodium-coupled neutral amino acid transporter 7-like. Gene Ontology annotation, cellular component: membrane. Gene Ontology annotation, biological process: amino acid transmembrane transport. The record is from RefSeq and is a predicted model, not a curated record. Gene Ontology annotation, molecular function: L-amino acid transmembrane transporter activity. Lineage: Eukaryota; Metazoa; Mollusca; Gastropoda; Physidae.